AUGUCACCUUCAACGUCCACUCCAGAAACGCUCUCGGAAUCAAAUCCAAACAUAUUUGAAGUCCCAACACUUAAAGCUACCGUCGAGUCCGGGUUCCUAUAUCACCAGCGCUUGUUUGAGAACAAUGUCCCCCCUGCCGAAUGGAAGCAGUUCAGUGAUGAGAUGGUAGAGGCGUUUGCGCUUACGACAGCAGAGAAAAUCGCUGCCUGGACUGUUGGAAUAAGCGUUGGCCUCGUAAGCGCCGUACCCUUGCUGGUCUUUGGUGCUGCGCCAGGCUACUAUGCUGGAAAGGCCGUGAAUGCCAUGUCCAUCGAAACAAAAGUCAAGGACUACUUGCAAGAGGAAGGGGAACUGGUCACUGUCCUGAAACGCUGGAAUGAUACCGCCUUUAAAAAGAGAGGGAUAUAUGUCAGACUGGCGCUUCCGAGGAAAAAGACAAAAGAAGGCUCUAAAUCUGGCAGCGGAACUUUUGAAUCCUUUAUGUCUUUCGGUGCAAAGAAAAAGGCAAAAGGGAAGGAACUCUCACAGGAUGGUGAAGGUGGUGGAGAAAUCAACAAGAAAGAAGAGAAGAAGUUGCAUAAGCGGUAUCGGCUGAUCAUUGAGGUCGUGGGCGUUAAAUCAAAGCAAAAGUCCUGGAAAGAACACGACAAUAAUAUCCCUCUACCCAAGGGUAUACUGGAAUUGAAUGGUGAUGAAGGGCAUAAUACCGUUCCAGAAUAUACUCCGCGAGGCACACCCCCGUACAGAAGUGGCUCGCACCCAGCAGAACUUGAGCCAACUUAUACUAAUCGGAUAGUAGAACUGGACGGUGUUAGUUAUGGGCCUUCUGCAGAGCUUGAAGGAGGUGGUAGGGUGGUCGAACUCCCGGCGGAGCCCCGAACAAUCGUUCACGAACUUGCGUGA
Molecule: messenger RNA, 903 nt
Organism: Trichophyton rubrum CBS 118892
Lineage: Eukaryota; Fungi; Ascomycota; Eurotiomycetes; Onygenales; Arthrodermataceae
Exons: 1
Coding region: 1-903 (300 amino acids)
Source: RefSeq, a predicted model, not a curated record